UCCGGGGUCAUCGUCGCCGUCGGACUUGAGGGUGGAAGCAUUGGUAGACAGCCUCUCUAAAGUGUUGGAUCCGGAUGUCACAAUCACGGUUGAAUUGACGCCCUUUUCUCCGCAAAACCCGUUCAGUUCCCUAAAGUCACUCGUUUCCUUACAUCUUGCACCUUCCUCCCCCUUGCACCCCCUCCCCCCCCCUUUCUCCCCCUCCAGCCUCCUUCCGAGCUCUGAUACACUCCCUCACUCCUUCUCCACGUCUAUCUUCGCGUCAUUGCUUAUCAGCCCCCAUCCUCAACUCUCCGUUUCAAAUUAAGCUCAACAUGCCCAAUUGGCACGAUCCCGCUGAGAUCCAACGCGAUAUUCAAAUCUUUGCCAAGUCUCUUUUAUUCUGGCUUGGUGUCUAUGUCUGGGAAUACCUCAACUCCCUUGGACCCGACUUGGACAUCCUUCUCGCGCGCCGACCAUUUCGCCCUGCCCAGCUCGUCUAUUUCGCUUGCCGCUAUGCAAACCUUGCUUUUCUCAUUGGAACAAAUAUCGCAAUGGAGGUCUCGCAUCCCAUCAACUGUCGUGCGCUCUAUAUCUUUGAUACUCUUACACUUGGUGUCGUGUUGGGAACAUCAUCUGGGCUCCUCAUGCUCCGAACCGCCGUUGUUUGGGGUUACGAUAAACGAGUCGUCAUUCCUUUGAUCAUUUGUUCGCUCGGUCAUUGGGCCGUUAUUCUUCGGGAUAUCGUUGUGGUGCACGCGUCAUGGAAUCCGCCCGCCCACACUUGUGCUGUAGACGAAGUCUUCAAUUACUGGCUCGCUGUCGAGUUCAUUUACACCAUGGUCUUGGACUUCAUUAUUCUCUGCCUUACUACUAUCGGCCUUUUCAGAUGCUUGCCGAUCAAAAGCAAGCUCGAUUGUUGCAACACGAUCCGUUCGAAGGCUUACACUCGCUUUCCAUGUGGACUCUUCCCGCAGUCAUGCGCUGGACACGAAUGCCCACCGUCAAAAGAAUUCAUCGGGCACGCGAUCCACUUUCUCUCUUAGUACCCCUUACAUGAGUACUCGAAGCGCAAUCGAGCCCAAAAACGCACCCAGACCACUUCCAAUGGUAGCAUGACGAUCUCAAAAA
Messenger RNA from Cantharellus anzutake, 1110 nucleotides. RefSeq lists its product as uncharacterized. The record is from RefSeq and is a predicted model, not a curated record. The transcript is spliced from 13 exons. Bases 315 to 1025 code for a protein of 236 amino acids. Lineage: Eukaryota; Fungi; Basidiomycota; Agaricomycetes; Cantharellales; Hydnaceae.